AUGCUGCUUGAAAUAUUCCUACUGAUCUUGUCCACUUUACCCGAUUGUCUUUGCGUGGACCUCACCUACUACGUGGAAGAAGGGAAAAGUCCAGGAACUCUAGUUGGUGACAUUGCCGCCAACUCACAUUUUAUGGAUACAGUGCCGCCACAGGAUCACCACCUAAUCACCUUCAGUCAAUUGCAACAGGGCGUCCCUGGUAGUGCCCAAUUGUUUCGUGUUUCUAAGAGAACGGGCAAAUUGUAUACCGCCCAGACCCUGGAUGCUGAAUCCAUGUGUAGAUUUAAUACGGAGUGUUUUGAGAUUGUGAAAGUGGCAGUUCGCCGAGCCGAGACGUUCAUGAGGAUCCAAAAAAUAAAAGUUGUCAUCCAGGAUGUCAAUGAUCAGCAACCACAGUUUCCAGAAAAGCAAAUCAGCAUAGAAUUUUCCGAGAGGGACGGCAAAGGGACGAUGAUUUCGAUCCCAAACGCCGUUGACAGGGACGUGGCCAUCGCCAACUCGAGAAUAGCUUAUCAACUGAAGAAGAGCAAGGAUGAGCCCUUUACCUUAAUCGAAUCAAAGAGGGUCUACGGCAAAUCGAAACUCGCGAUACGGCUUGAGGACCGACUGAAUCGAGAACGCAAAGAUUCUUACGUCGUCCAGGUUUUGGCCAAGGACGGAGGGACCCCGCCAAAACAGAGCUUUCUCGACGUCCUCAUAUCCGUGCGAGAUGAAAACGACAACGCCCCAACGUUCAGUCAGAGCGAGUACAACGUUUCUGUCAAAAAUGAGCAUUACGGAUCCCUUCCGAUUUUCACCCUAUCGGCCUCUGAUUCCGAUUCAGGCAAGAACGGUAAGGUCACGUACCACUUCAGUCCCGACACGUCGGAGGUGGCCAAAACCCACUUCAAACUCAACGAGGUCACGGGGGAGAUCUUCUUGCGAAAGAAGUUCGCCACUGGUCAGCAACUGACGUACAAGCUUUUCGUUGAAGCGACGGACGAUGGCAGCCCGCCGCUGAGUUCCAUAGCGCUGGUUCAAGUCAACUUGGUCAACCAGGAAAACAACCCUCCAAACAUCGAUAUCAAUUUCAUCUCGGCAUCUGUUGAAAACCGGGCCGUCAUCUCCGAAGAUAUAAAAGUCGGCAGUUUCAUUGCUUAUGUAAUGGUCACAGACCAUGACGCUGGGUUGAACGGUGAAGUCCUGUGCGACCUCAGCCACCAUAAUUUCCAGCUGCAAAGUCUCGGUUCGAAAGAGUACAAAGUCACCGUGAAGAACCCGCUUGACAGAGAAACAAAAGAUUAUCAUGACAUCACCAUCCGAUGCCAAGACAAAGGGUCACCGCCACUGUACAGCAAAAACAAGUUCUCUAUCAAGGUAAUGGACGUCAACGAUGUCCGACCCCAAUUCUCAAAAGACGUUUACAAGUUCUCGGUGUACGAGAACCAAAAAUCCAAAUUUCCAGUCGGAUCGAUCAGUACCACUGAUCCAGAUUUGGGACCCGGAGGUAAGCUGACUUACUUCCUGCAGACCAACAACGAGCAGUUCCUACCAUUCCAGAUCUCCGAUGACGGGUUGAUAUCGACAGUAUUGUCGCUGGACUACGAAUUUCAGGAUAUCUACAAUUUCAAGGUGCUGGUGAAGGACAGUGGUUCUCCGCCGCUGAACAACACCGUCGAUGUAAUUGUGGAAGUCCGGGAUGAGAAUGAUAAUACUCCUUACUUCACAUUCCCAAGCGUUAACCCGUUUUCAAUGGAAGUUCACUAUCACCCAGAUAACAUCAACAAUAUCACUGUACUGAAAGCAUCCGAUAAGGACAGUCGGGAAAACGCUUACUUGAAAUAUGAAAUCACGGGCGGUAACGACAAACAAUUGUUCAAUAUUAACCGCUACACCGGCCUGCUGUCGUUCACUCGUGAACCAACUCAGCUCGACGCUGGCUCUUAUGAGCUUCAUUUUGUGGUCAAAGACAGUGGUAGCCCGGUUCUGUCUACGAAGACCACACUCCUGCUGAUGGUGACUGUAAGUAGCAAGACACCAGCAGAAAUUCUUAACGUUGUACAUAUGAAAUCGGACGAUAAUAUCCAAAUGUACUUGUUAAUUGUCAUUGUAUUUGUAGCCGUGACAGUGUCUGUGGCCAUUACAGCGCCGAUUUCAAUCUGCAUUAUCCGGUGCUAUGAGCAGAGAAACAUGUCGCACGCUGUCGAGGUGAACCCAUACGACAAGUGCGUCACCGACCAGGGAAACCUAACUAGCCAGUCGCAUUUGGCCAUCUCAUGGCCGGAUGUUGCUGUCGCCAUUAGGAAAGAUUCAAAUACGUCGUGGAGUACACUUCCAACCAAGACUAAAGAACCGUUCUCUGCGGAUGGGUUCGGCGCUGAACAGCACCGGUCGGGGUCUGGAAUCAAGUUCCAAACAGCCACUGAAGUUGUUUAUGAGGUAAGUACUGAAGAUGUUCGAUUUACGAUUACAGAUUGA
This is a messenger RNA of Acanthosepion pharaonis, 2457 nucleotides long. The record is from the annotation of a GenBank genome assembly. Lineage: Eukaryota; Metazoa; Mollusca; Cephalopoda; Sepiida; Sepiidae.